Molecule: messenger RNA, 837 nt
Organism: Penicillium olsonii
Lineage: Eukaryota; Fungi; Ascomycota; Eurotiomycetes; Eurotiales; Aspergillaceae
Source: the annotation of a GenBank genome assembly
AUGCAUAAAGUCUUGGUGCCCAAGCAUUCUGGAACGCAUCGUUUUGCAUGUCUGUCGCUGUAUCGAGCACUUCUCCAGCAAUGUCGCUCUUCGACCGAAACCGCGUGGCUCGAUGAGACCAGAAGUCUGGUUCGGCAGAAUUUCCGAAAGUACAAGAUCCUCCAGAGCCCAUCACAGACAGUGCAUGCUCUUCGUGCGGGAUAUGAGGCCUUGGAUCUCAUAUCCUCGUCGCAUACUAAUCUACAGCAUCGUGAAAGAAUUACAGACAUAAUCACCCAAGCCAAAUCCCAGAGAGACAAAUACGCCCGGAUGCAAAAGAGGAGUCAGCCAGUAGCGCCACCGCCGACACCUCUCACGCCCAAGGCGGCUCGAAAGGCAGAGUCAAUUCGUUUCCAGAAUGAAACCUCUCGACGACAUCCCGAUGCCAAAUCGGUACUCGACCGGCCACAGUUUCUGGGUGGUAAGAAGCGCCAUGUGCCGGUGCUUGUGAACGCCCGCGGGCUUCCUUUCCUGCGAUUCAAAAAGCCACAGCCAAGAAAUGUCAGCAGUGUGAUACGGACAAAGCUCAAUAAUCGCUGGGAAUGGAUUCAGCGUCGGGACAGGCUGAAAGUAGACUUGCUUUUCGCGGAGGAUGAAGAGAUAUGGGAUCGCAUGACCGGGUCCAAGGAUUUGCCCGCUUGGCCUGAAAACACCGAAACAGCCAUUGAAGAUGUCAAAGGCAAAAUCAACAACUUUGACAAGCAAACUAAAGACCUUGCACAGAAGAUGUGGAAUGUUGUUUUGGCUGAAAGGGCCAUGGCAGCGGAAGAAGCAGCCACAGAACAGUCAGAGCAGUGA